Molecule: messenger RNA, 768 nt
Organism: Zygosaccharomyces rouxii
Lineage: Eukaryota; Fungi; Ascomycota; Saccharomycetes; Saccharomycetales; Saccharomycetaceae
Gene: ISA1
Product: Fe-binding Fe/S cluster assembly protein ISA1
Exons: 1
Coding region: 1-768 (255 amino acids)
Biological process (GO): iron-sulfur cluster assembly
Cellular component (GO): mitochondrion; cytoplasm
Molecular function (GO): 2 iron, 2 sulfur cluster binding
Source: RefSeq, a predicted model, not a curated record
AUGAUUGCACAGUGUGUCAGAAAUGAUAGCAUGCUGCUGCUAGGACAGAGUCAGAGGUUAUUUUCCCGUUGUACCGUUUUAAAAGAGAAGGGUGCUUCUUCAUAUCAUUUCACCCCUCAUUCAAGAGGAUUUCUUCGAACAUCAUUACCUGAUGAUAAGCCACCAGUACUGUCACAGUUGUUCUUUAGUGUCGGUCAAAAAGAACAAGGUCAACAUAGGAACAAAGCUCGUCAACUGCCACAACCACAAUUACAGGAGAGGGACAAUGUGAGAUCCAAAUGGUCAAGUUACACCAUGCCGUCCAAGGAGGUACUAAAAGAACAAGAGGAAAAACAAAAGCAAGAGGAGAAACAUGCAGCAGCGCCCACAGAGGCACCUUCUAAAGAAGCUGAAAAUCCUGCAAGGCUGCGUAGAAGAAAAAAUAGAAGAACGUUGAGACCUCGUAAGGCCCUUAUAAGUUUAAGCCCUAGAGCUAUGACCCACCUAAGGUCAUUAUUAGAUCAACCUGAACCAAAGCUGAUCAGGAUCGGCGUUACAAAUAGAGGUUGUUCGGGUCUUUCUUAUGAUUUACAGUACAUUACAGAACCAGGGAAAUAUGAUGAAAUUGUGGAACAAGAUGGUAUUAAAGUGAUAGUAGAUUCAAAGGCUUUGUUUAGUGUUGUCGGAAGCGAAAUGGACUGGAUAGACGAUAGGUUAUCAUCAAGAUUUGUCUUCAGGAAUCCAAAUUCUAAGGGUACCUGCGGUUGCGGUGAAAGUUUUAUGGUGUAA